AAUGGAAUAGAUCUACUUGUGCUCUAUGGGAAAGGAGCUAAAAAUAGCCUCUGUGGGUCUCUCAGGGCUCCUCAUUCUAUGACAGUGACUUGCAGGCACCAGAUUGUAUGCAGGGCUGUGCAACACAGGACCCCCCCUCUACACCGCCAAUCCCACCCAGACCUAGGAGAUCACAGGGGGGGCACCAACAUUCACCGCUCUAUUCUCCUAGGGGGGCACCAACAUUCACCGCUCUAUUCUCCUAGGGGGGCACCAACAUUCACCGCUCUAUUCUCCUAGGGGGGCACCAACAUUCACCGCUUUAUUCUCCCAUCACCUUCCCCAGACAUGAAUUUACUCUGGGAAUAUUAUAUAAGGAGCAAUUGUCACCCUGAAACAUCUGGUGUCAGGAACAAGCAAGCCUUCCGCCCAAGCUUCCCUGUACAAGGGGCACCAACCUGCCAGAAAGAAUACCAGCUUGUAGAAUGUGCAAUUCCGACACACCAUAACAUUCCCGCUUCAGCUUAGCAGAUAAUUUAUCUGUUCUGGACCAACUUUACCAAUGAGAGACUCUACAAUGUUGCAUACCGAGGGCAGUGCCUUACUGAAGGCUGUCUGGCAGGGUAAAUUUAGACUGACCCGCCUUUUGCUGGAAGGAGGUGCUUAUAUUAAUGAAGGCAAUGCCCAGGGUGAAACCCCUUUGAUGGCAGCCUGCUUAGCCAAAUACGAUGACCCCCAAAACAAAUCUCGGAUGGUGAAAUACCUUCUGGAAAAUGGGGCUGAUCCUAAUAUGCCAGACAAGAUGGGUAAGACAGCUUUAAUGCAUGCUUGCAGCAAUCACACCGGGGCAAGCGUUGUGUCUGUGCUGCUGGAACAUGGCUCAGACCCAAGUCUGAAAGACUAUUCAGGCACAUCAGCCCUCAUGUAUGCACUUAACAAGGGCGACCGAGAAACCUUAAGGGUCCUCCUGGAUGCCUGCAAGGCCAGAGGAAAAGAGGUCAUCAUUAUUACCACGGACACUUCUCCUUCUGGUACUAAAAAAACAAAGCAGUAUCUAAACUCACCUCCCUCACCUGGAGUAGAUGAAAAGAUAUCACCAUCUGUAUGUAUGUCACCUUCAGACAUUGAUUUAAAAACAUCGCUUUCUCCGGCCAGCGAGAAAGAAGAAGCACGGGAUGUUUUCAACUUUAACAUGGGUACCAGGCUUACCUGUCCUACAUCUAGGCAAUUAGAGAUCAAAACUUCUGACCAUAUACCAACAAAAGGCAGGAUGGUUAACAAGAAGCAAUUAAAAAGGCUAAAUUCUGAACCUUGGGGUUUGGUGGCCCCAUCUGUCCUGGCUGCUUCUCAACUUGCUGUACCUCAAGAAAAACCCUCAGCAGAAGAAUUUGAGGAGAGGAUUAUUGCAGAGGUAAAUAAUCUGUCCAUUAACAAAAGACCUGUGCUUUCUAGGCGUCAUAGCAUAGAGGGACAAGACCCAUCUUGUUUUAAGAGUGAGCAGUCUUCUGAGGAAGAUCCCUCUGGACCAGACUCUUCAUGGGCGGACAAAGUUCAAUUUAGCCACCUACACCAGCCACUCUCAAGGCGCAACACGGCACCUGAGACUCAGGAAACAUCUAAUGUCACUUUGGCUCCAACGAUUGGAACUAAUUUACGUGGGGUUCCUCAUCAUAAGUUGACACGUAUGGAACAUUAUGAAUCAGAUUCCCAUCUUUGCCCUGAUUCUAUUCCAGGUUCUCCAGACUCUGGGCGGGUUUCCUUGGAGAGGAGGAAAUACAAUGCUUCUCCUUUAACACUUUUCACCAGUUCCUCCCGAGAAUCGUUAGAGAGUAUUCCCAGCGCUGUCUCCCCAAUGACUGUUCGUAGAAGGACUCCAGGUCUCCUGGAAAGACGGGGAUCUGGGACUCUUCUUUUGGAUCACAUAUCUCAUACUAGACCAGGCUUCUUACCACCGCUAAAUGUCAACCUCAACCCUCCAAUCCCAGACAUCCGAUCUAAUGGCAAAGCUCCUUCACCAGUGCAUAGCAGCCAGAAGACAUUGGUUCCCGUGGCCCCAAGCUCUCCAAAACACUUUGAUGCCAAAGCAAAAAAGAAACUUAUUAGAAGGCAUUCUAUGCAAACUGAACAGAUCAAACAGCUUGCCAGUUUCCAGAACCUAUUCCCUCAAAAUGAAUCAUCCAAUUAAAGGGUUACUUAAUGUAAAAAUAAUACUUAAUGAAAAAAAAAAA
This is a messenger RNA of Rana temporaria (common frog), 2207 nucleotides long. It is a transcript of the gene ANKRD34A, whose product is annotated as ankyrin repeat domain 34A. The transcript has 2 exons. The coding region runs from base 542 to 2164 and encodes 540 amino acids. Gene Ontology annotation, molecular function: protein binding. The record is from RefSeq and is a predicted model, not a curated record. NCBI's taxonomy places the organism in Eukaryota, Metazoa, Chordata, Amphibia, Anura, Ranidae.